This is a messenger RNA of Didymosphaeria variabile, 1647 nucleotides long. RefSeq lists its product as uncharacterized. The record is from RefSeq and is a predicted model, not a curated record. Gene Ontology annotation, molecular function: protein binding. NCBI's taxonomy places the organism in Eukaryota, Fungi, Ascomycota, Dothideomycetes, Pleosporales, Didymosphaeriaceae. Bases 1 to 1647 code for a protein of 548 amino acids. The transcript has 2 exons.
AUGGGUUAUUCAGAAGUCGCUUGCCGCCUCUGCGGCGUCACAUUCAACAUUGGACGCCGGCGUCUGCGCUCUGAGCCGGCAUGGAUGGGCUGGCAGUGUACGGGCGACGCUAAGCUAGUGGGCUGCCAGCUUGGGACUGGAAGAAAGCUAGACGAGUGUGUGGAUGAGGACCCUCCCGGCGAGGAAGAGGAGGAACAACUUGGUGGUGAAGCGCCUGAGAACGACAAUGAGCGUGAAGAUGUGGAUAGAAUCGAAGGACAUGCACUCAACGCAGAUGUCGAGAAGAUGCUUGAUGGGGAAGACGACGACGACUAUCAUUAUGAAGAGCCGGACGGAGAAGAGCCACUUGAGUUCGACUCCGACGAUGAAAUGGCAGUUGGGGACGAGGACGAUCACAUGGAUGUCGACUCUGAUCCGGAAGACGAUACAUAUACCCUUUUCGACGCUGCGGAUCUGUCAUUGUACACGACUGAACCUGAAAAGGCUGGUCUGCCACCAACGCACAAGUGCUUCCGAGGAGCAGGCUAUAACGGCAAAUUCAUCACAGCCGAAGAAAUGAGGGGCUGUAACACAGCUCAGUGUCUUCUUAGUAAAGCUCACUUAGGCGCCGAAGAAGCAGUGCCGGACGAUCAAGACUUCGAAAGAGGAGGCCAGUUCUGUUUGUCCGGUCUCUGUGGACACGUACGCUCAAGGGACUGCGGCGGCGAAGAAUUUGUACCUUCCCGCCAUGGAAUACGCGACGCAAAUGUAGACAGCUGGGACCUUAGCGACAGAGACACCGCCGUUCCUUUCCACACCGCCUGCUUCGACAUCUUCUCCCGCUUGUCUCGAAAGCGAUUUGGGUACGUUAAUCUCGAAGCCCUCGGGAACUGGAUGUUUGAAUCCAAUGAGGAUGUCGACCUAGUUUCAAGCGACCCUAAUGUCCGACAAAGCUCCGAACAGUGGUGGGCACAUCGAGACGGCUGCGAAUAUCUCGCUGCAAACCCUCUAUUAAUCCCGCGCCUCACGCCCAUCUUGCAAGCUGCAAUCGAGGGGGAUAACAACUUUGACCCGCGAAAUGGGGCAUUUGACAUACCGGUUCAAGAAUGGAGUGGAGACGUGUUCAGCAGCCUUCCGCUAGAACUACGCCUGCAGACAGUAUCCUACCUCGCUUCGUCAGACAUUGCACAAUUACGUCUCGCUUCGCGAACGUUCCAUCAAUUGCCUAUCUUACUCUGGCGUGACCUAUUACUGAAAGAGAUGCCCUAUCUAUGGGAGGUGUGGAGCGAUGACCUCCCAUUCAUCUGGGCUACUAGCACCUGGGAAGACGUUGUUCAACACGAAAAGAGAGCGGAUAAAAUGGGAGCAUGGCUCGAUAAGACAAGAGAUAUCAUCAAAACAGAGUUACCCGAGAUUCUCGAUGCUUGGGAGGCGGACGUGCAAACAGUCCUUUCGCAGAGUACUGAUGAUUUCCUGGCCAAGGGACGCACUGAUGCGUUGGAGAAGAUGGUAAUAGGACUGCCUGCAUCGAAGACGAAUUGGUAUAAAGUUUAUGUUGAAAUCACGAGGAACUGGAAGGACUUGAAGGGUCUGCAGAACAGAAGAAGGAUUUGGAAGGAUAUUGGAGUGAUUGUGGAAAAGCUUGACAAGUAUGCAGAGCCGGCCUAG